AUGUCGGUCCUCCUUGAAACCAGCGCGGGCGACGUCGUGAUCGACCUGCUAGUCGACUACGCGCCCAAGAUGUGUGAAAACUUCCUUAAGCUUUGCAAAGUCAAAUACUACAACUUCUCUCCGAUCCACUCCGUUCAGAAGUCUUUCUCCUUCCAGACUGGAGACCCUCUCGGUCCAAUGGCUGCCCAGUCCGACGGUGGCACAUCGAUAUGGGGCCUGCUCUCCGACAAUGCGGUCGACCGGACCUUCACUGCCCUUUUCCACCCGAAGCUGAAACAUCUCGAGCGAGGCACCGUCAGCAUGGCGACAGCGCCCCACCCAUCCGACCCAGAUCAACGCCUGGCCGGUUCCCAAUUCAUCGUGACACUGGGGGACAACACAGAUUAUCUGAACGGCAAGGCCGCCAUAUUUGGGAAAGUGGUGGAGGGUUUCGACGUCUUGGAGAAGAUAAACGACGCCAUCAUCGACGAACGCGGGCAUCCCCUGGUCGACAUACGCAUCAAGCACACCGUAGUUCUCGAUGACCCCUACCCUGACCCUCCCGGGUUACGGGAACCCUCCAGCUCGCCGGCUCCAACGAAAGCACAACUUGCGACGGUGCGCAUCGCCGAGGACGAGGAACUACUGGACGAGGAGGCCAAUGAGGAAGCAGCUGCCGAAGCCGAGAAGAGGAGGAAAGAACGCGAAGCCGCCGCCCAGGCACUGACACUCGAAAUGAUGGGCGACCUGCCUUUCGCUGAGGUCAAACCCCCGGAAAACGUCCUCUUCGUUUGCAAACUGAACCCGGUCACGACGGACGACGACCUGGAGCUGAUUUUUAGUCGCUUCGGCAAGAUCCUAAGCUGCGAAGUGAUUCGGGACCAGAAAACGGGAGAUAGCUUACAGUAUGCAUUUAUUGAGUUUGAGGAUCAGAAGAGCUGCGAGGAUGCGUAUUCCAAGAUGGACUCCGUCCUGAUUGACGACCGCCGAAUCCACGUCGACUUCAGCCAGAGCGUGAGUCGCCUGAGCGAGGUCUGGCGCAACGACACAAACACAAAGCGGAAGAGCGCCGCGCGAAGAGGCGGUGGCGGCUGGGGUGGCGUCAAGGAAUUGGAAAAACGCCGGCAAUACCGGAACCAGGACGUCGAGCCCGAAGACGACAGGGGCUACCGAAUGGUCCACGGGAUGGAGGACAUUCGCGGCCGUCAUGGGAGGGAUGAAGAUAUCCCUAGAGGCGGGCCGAGCAAGGAGGCUACUGAUCGAGGUGAGGGAGCCAACCGGCGGGCGGAGCGUUCCCCAGAACGGUACGGCGAUGAGUAUAGGCCUGGACCUGUUGACAGGAAACGUGAUACGGAACGGCGCAGCCGCAGCCCCAGGAGAGAUCGCUACAGGGAUCACGGCCAUGACCGACCGGCGCCUGCUGGGCGACGCAGGGACGAUAGGGAAUGGUCCCGCCGAGAUCGACGAGACCCCGAUCGUGAUCGAGGCAGCGGGAAGGACAGGGACAGGUACCGAGGGCGUGAUGAUUACGGGGGCAGAUGA
Molecule: messenger RNA, 1521 nt
Organism: Chaetomium fimeti
Lineage: Eukaryota; Fungi; Ascomycota; Sordariomycetes; Sordariales; Chaetomiaceae
Product: cyclophilin-like domain-containing protein
Exons: 2
Coding region: 1-1521 (506 amino acids)
Biological process (GO): protein peptidyl-prolyl isomerization
Cellular component (GO): nucleus
Molecular function (GO): RNA binding; peptidyl-prolyl cis-trans isomerase activity
Source: RefSeq, a predicted model, not a curated record